Mesoplodon densirostris (Blainville's beaked whale) is the source of this 2652-nucleotide messenger RNA. It is a transcript of the gene SEH1L, whose product is annotated as SEH1 like nucleoporin. Bases 109 to 1191 code for a protein of 360 amino acids. Gene Ontology annotation, biological process: positive regulation of TORC1 signaling; cellular response to amino acid starvation. Gene Ontology annotation, cellular component: Seh1-associated complex; nuclear pore outer ring. NCBI's taxonomy places the organism in Eukaryota, Metazoa, Chordata, Mammalia, Artiodactyla, Ziphiidae. The record is from RefSeq and is a predicted model, not a curated record. The transcript is spliced from 9 exons. Gene Ontology annotation, molecular function: structural molecule activity; protein binding.
CGGCCCGCGGGAAGCACAGCCGUGCGCGCCCCGGAGCCAGGUCCGGGUGGGCUGCGGUCCGCGCGCCGCCGCGCCGUCCUGUUGGAAGAGGGAGGGGCUGGCGCAGCCAUGUUUGUGGCGCGCAGCAUCGCGGCGGACCACAAAGAUCUCAUCCACGAUGUGUCUUUCGACUUCCACGGGCGGCGGAUGGCCACCUGCUCCAGUGACCAGAGCGUCAAGGUCUGGGAUAAAAGUGAAAGUGGGGAUUGGCAUUGCACUGCUAGCUGGAAGACACAUAGUGGAUCUGUGUGGCGUGUGACAUGGGCCCAUCCUGAAUUUGGACAGGUUUUGGCUUCCUGUUCUUUUGACCGAACAGCUGCUGUCUGGGAAGAAAUAGUAGGAGAAUCGAAUGAUAAACUGCGUGGACAGAGCCAUUGGGUCAAGAGGACAACGCUAGUGGACAGCAGAACAUCCGUUACUGACGUGAAAUUUGCUCCUAAGCAUAUGGGUCUUAUGUUAGCAACCUGCUCAGCAGAUGGUAUAGUCAGAAUCUACGAGGCACCAGACGUCAUGAAUCUCAGCCAGUGGUCUCUGCAACAUGAGAUUUCAUGCAAGCUAAGCUGUAGUUGUAUUUCUUGGAACCCUUCAAGCUCUCGUGCUCAUUCCCCCAUGAUUGCUGUAGGAAGUGAUGACAGCAGCCCAAACGCAAUGGCCAAGGUUCAGAUUUUCGAAUAUAAUGAAAACACCAGGAAAUAUGCGAAAGCUGAAACCCUCCUGACAGUCACAGAUCCUGUCCAUGAUAUCGCCUUUGCUCCAAACUUGGGACGGUCUUUCCACAUUCUUGCCAUAGCAACCAAAGACGUGAGAAUUUUUACAUUAAAGCCUGUGAGGAAAGAACUUACUUCCUCUGGUGGGCCAACAAAAUUUGAAAUCCAUAUAGUGGCUCAGUUUGAUAAUCAUAAUUCUCAGGUCUGGCGAGUGAGUUGGAAUAUAACAGGGACAGUGCUGGCAUCUUCAGGAGAUGAUGGCUGUGUCAGGUUGUGGAAAGCUAAUUAUAUGGACAACUGGAAGUGUACUGGUAUUCUGAAAGGUAAUGGGAGCCCUGUCAAUGGGAGCUCUCAGCAGGGAAACUCAAAUCCUUCCCUAGGUUCAAAUAUCCCAAAUCUUCAGAAUUCAUUAAACGGAUCUUCUGCUGGCAGAAAGCACAGCUGAGUACCAGCUAACUGGAGUAACUUUGCUGUUUUGCUGCUUGUUGCAUGCACACAGGAAUGGGAAGCAAGCUCCUUUUCCCCUUCCCCAGCGCCGUUUGACCUCUCCCAAGAUACACCAACAGCCUGCUUACUACUAAACGCAGUCCAAAAGGCCUUUAAAAAUACAGUGUAUAUCAUUUUUUUGUGCUAGCCAGUUUAUUGACAUUAUUUGAAACUUUUGAAAUAUAAAUGGAGAGGCUUUUUGUUGAGACAUUGUCACCAAAACAAUUUUUUGAAAUGUUUCUGAAACGAACAUGGGAUUUAAAAUUAAAGAAUUGUUACCAUCCUCAUUGCUAGUUGGGAGGAGGGAAAAUAUCACUUUAUUCCAUCUGGAGACUAUAUAUAGACUUAUGUCUUUUAUUUUCUAAAACAGUAAGCUAAAAUGAAUUUUUAUAAUUUUAAUUUGAAGAUUGAAUAUUUUUCAUAAAGAUUGUUUUGAGUGCUAAUUUGUUUACCUUUUGUAGAAUUGGUUUAUACAUGAUAUUAUUCAGUACAACUCUGUUAUUUCUUUGUAAUAUUUAAAAAGUAUUAGUGAAGGAGUGAGAGAAGUAGUAGUGAAAGUAACUUGACUGUACAGUUUGUAGCCAAACAACAUUUGGUAUUGCUUCAUUUAUAAUUUAGAAGUAAAAUGAAAACAUCUUAGUAAGUUUUCAGUUCAUAUUCACUAAAGAGAUAAAUGUUUCUAAUAUGUGCUUGUAUAUUUUUAUGGUGUGAUUUCAUGGCUUAAGUUUUCCUUCAAGUCAAAAUUUGGAAACAUAGUAUAAGAAGCAGAUAAAACUCUGUUAAAAUUGUGCAUGCAUGUUAACCUCCACAUUCCAUGUCCCAGGAUUUUCUUAAUUUUGUUGGCUGCUUCAUUUAGUUCAUAUCCUCUGAUGACAAAGCUAUAAAUCUUUUUUUGAGAAAAUGCUAAAGUAUUACGGGUAAGUUUUAAAAUGGCAGAAGAAUAACAAUAGGACAUAUUUUUGAGCCCUUUUACUUAUCAAAAUUUUGUACUAAUCUUUUUGCAGAAAAACAUCUAAGUACAUUCAAAGAUUGUGUUUCUUCAAAAGUAUGUUGCAGUAGCUGGCCAUACUAUGUGAAAGUCUAUCUGAAUUGGUCCUCAGUAUCAUGUAUGCACUAAAAAAUGUGCUGCUGCUACAAGUGAAGUGUUGCUUAAAGAAAAAGCUUAUUUGAUUUGUAAAUUACAGGAGAGCAUCAAUAUGUUUCUGAGAGACUAGAAAAUGUUUUAAAUUAUAAAAUUAAUGUCUUUUUUGUAACAUUCAUACUGAUAAUUUUUUUUAACAUUUUAAGUUUAACAGAUUGUAUUUCUUUUUUCAAGUUUCUAUACUUGCUUAAGUGAGCCUGAUUUGAGUAAGGGUCUUGAUUUUGCUAUUAUGUUCCGUUAGUUUUGGCAUGAAUAUAGUAAAGCUUUUUUUUCUAGCAU